This is a messenger RNA of Caenorhabditis angaria, 9038 nucleotides long. The record is from the annotation of a GenBank genome assembly. Lineage: Eukaryota; Metazoa; Nematoda; Chromadorea; Rhabditida; Rhabditidae.
AUGUCUUCAAUUUUCUACUUAUUCUUCUUGAUUGCCCUUGGAUCAUGUGUCAAUUUUGAAGAAAUUCAAAAAGUAGUUGCUGCAAAAUGGAUUAAUUCAAUCAGAUAUCCUUCUGUGUUCAAUAUUUUAGAAAGUUUUGAACCAUUCGCAAAAAUUAGCAAAUGUGGAAUAUUGAUGACUCCAGGUAAGAAGUUUUAUGGAAUACAUUUAAUAAUCAAUGAUUUUCAGCUGAUUACAAGAAAACAUUGAUUGUUCAAAAUUUGGAUGUUAUCACGCAUAAUAUUGUGAUUGAAACUGAGAGUUCGUUUGUUGUCAAUUAUCAAUUUUCAAGUCGCAAUCCAAUUCAAAACCAAAAUCUUCAAAUGUUCGGCUAUCUUAGAUUCAUCAGAAAUCCCGUGACUCAACAAUUCAACAUCAACUUCAUUGAAGACCAAUGCUAUCGUCCAAAUACAAAAUUUAACAUUGUUAAUUUGAUCAGAAAGUAAUAAUGCAAACUUAAUUUACAUCGAAAACAAGUUGUGCUUUUAAUAAAAUACUUUUUUUUAAUUUUUGAAUUUAAUAGUGGGACGAAACCUUCAACUUUGGAAUUGAAACAUUGUGAGGUUUUGAACCAUUGACAUCAUAUCCGGGAAAUCUCUCUUUUUCAAUCAAAUCAACAUUGAACUUUUUGAGUCUGGAAAAAUAAACAAAAACUAUUGAUCCUGUCAGAUUCUUUCAACACACAAACACUUUAUCCCGAACACUUAAAAAGUUUUUAUAACUGGGGCCAGCACAUCAAAAACAAAUCUGAAUUUUGGAAAACUGUCACAAUACCAUAAAUUUUGACUUGUGUUCGAUAAUUUGUUAUUCUGCGGAAUAUUCUUGAAGUAUAAUUCCGAACAAGCAAUUAUAUGUGGUGAAUUCAUGAAAAAUAUUUAUCUGUGAACAACCAACUUUCAUUUUCAGAAAAUAUAAAAAUCUAUAAAAGUUUUUGAAAUAGUGAAAUUGUAAACCAUUAGACAUACAAAUAAUUUUUUCAUGGAUAAUAAAAAAAAAUCUGUGAUUUUUUAUAUUUUCACAAAUGUUCCCUAAAUAUUCAAAUGGUUUUGUUCAUCACAUUUGUAUACAAUGUAACCAUUGUAAUUUGUUUAUUCUACAAGUAUCUUCAAUGUAUUGUUUUUUCCCACAAAAAUAAUAAAAGUUUUUUGAAUCGAUUUUUCUAUUUUUCUUCAUGAGAUAUUUGUUUCAAGAGAAAAAUAAAAGAAUAACAAAAACAAAUUUUGUUCGUUUAAAUAUUGAUGAUGAUACAACCCACAUGUGAUAUCUUCAACACUUUCAAUCUUAUAAGAUACGGAAACAAACAAUGAUCUCAAUCAUUUUGAACAACUCCAGCUUGUUCCUCUUUUCAUUACUUUUUCCUUCAAUUCUUUUUUUGUCUUUUUAUUAUCUCUCAAAUAAACCGCGCUUCAGACCACUUAUGUAAUCUAAAAUCAAACAACUUUUUUGUGCUGUUUCUGUUUCUGUUACUACUUCCACUACUCGCGUUCUGCCCUUUUAACUUUUUUCUCUUAACUUUUUUUAACAUCACACUUUACCUGCUAUAUUGACACAAAAACUGCGUUUUUUUGCUUCAGUUUUUUUUAGUUUCAACCCAGCGAUGUGUUCAUCCGCCCUUUUUGUUAGUCACUGACUUUCUUUUUGUUAUUUUCUCAAAUUUAUAAUUAAUUAUAACUAUUAUUGUUUUUCCAGCGUUCGAAAGGUCGCCCAGAUUCAUUUUCUACGUCAAAUUCAAAUAUUCGUCAAAGAGUUGUAAGUUUUCGGGGGGAUUUCGAAAUUAUUCAAAAUGUGUGAACCAUUUUAUUCACCAAUAAAAAUUAAAAAUUGUAUGGAAACUUAAAUUUUUCGAAAAAUAAUCUUAUUAGAUCAUUAAUUAAAUUGUCACAUGUCUAAAAAAUUUGUACUAUUUUUUUCUAAUUCAUUGAUUUUUCAAUUUUCUUUCUCUCCCCGUUUUUUUUCGAAAAACAAUUCUCGAAUUUCGUGAUGAUUAUCGACCAAAAAGCUCAAACACAUUGUGUAACAGCCGCCUUCAUUUUCUUUUUUGCUUUUCCAUUUCAAUUUUUGUGUAGAAAGAAAGAGUUUUUUCAUUUUACCUGGUGAAAAAAACGAACAAAUUUUUGAGAAGGAACAAAAUGAUAUGAUAGGAAGAAAAUAUGAUUGAUUACAACUUCGGAGAACUAAAAAGACAACACGUGAGAUCUUUUUUUGUUUCAAAAAAAAUGAACAGACCAAUAUUAGGAAUUUCCACAAUUUCGGGGGAUUCUUGAUAACACUUGACUUGUUUUUUCUCCUCAAAGUACUUAUGUUUUUUUUUCGGAAUCAUACUUACUCACUUACAAAAUAAACAAAACACGACGUGUUGUUUUUUCAGUAAUCUAAAAAUAAGUCAAUAUGCCAACUAAUUUGAUAAGAGGUUUAUGUUUUCUCUAGAGGUGGGGAAAAUGAAAGUUUUGUCAACACUUCAAUAUUGUGUUUGAGGAGAAGAAGAGGCGAAUUGGAAUAGUUUUUCAGAAAAAAAGAGAGCUUAAAGGUUUGACACAUUUCCUAAAGUGAAAAAAAAUAAAGAUUGUAUUGAGUUGAUAAUAAAUAAUAUAAUUUGAAUUUUGCACCAAAAUAAGAAAUUGAACAAAAAUCUCAAUUUUUAUUCAAUAAUCAAGAUUACAAUUAGACAAACCCUUAAUUUUCUGUUAAAAAAACCUUCUUGUUUUCUGGGUAAAAUACAUGUUUUGAAGUUAUACUGUAAAUAAAUCACCAGAUUUCAAAUUUGAUCCUCAGAAAAUGCUCUAUUCGCCAAGUAUUACAGUGCCCGAUGAAUAAUUUUCCGUUCAUUUCCGUGAUAAUAUCCAGUUUCUCAGCGCCCCUUCUUGUGAGCACAAUAACUUAAUCCUCGUUUACCGUAUCAAAUUUUAUUGACAUACAUUUGGUUGAACAUAAAAAGUAGAUGAGCUCACUACCGAAAACAAAUAAAAACCCAUCUAUUUUUUUCAAUGUUGUACGUAAAUGUCAAAAAUCCUCCCGAACAAAUUAAACAGAGCGAAUAAAACGAUCUUCAAUUUUUGGUUUUAUUUCUUCGCAACAAAAUUGAUGGAACAAAAUAAUAAUCAGAGUAAAGUAGUUAUCAAUAGUUCCUGCUCACAUUUUUUUUGCUUACUUGCUCUUCUUCAUUUCAAUUACAUCACCCACACGAUUGAUUUUUCUUUUUCUUUUUUUUCUGUCACGUAGAAUAUCACAAUUUACACAAUUUUUAUGUUUUUUUCAUGAAAUCUCUCUUUUUCGCCUACCCGCCUGGGUUUUGAAAUUUGAUCUGGUUCACACACGCAAAAAAGUUUCAUGCUGUAUUUGUUUAGUUUUGGGAGAAAAAAAUUGAAUUAAGAGACGUUAUUUGUAAAAACUCAAAAAUUCUCGAAAUACGAAGAACAAAAAAAAAGUGAUGAUCUUCGAUUUGGGUCUAUUUUUGGUAAAAUGAUGCCCCACGCCUAUAGAGUUGGAAAAUAAAGUGAAAUGGCGCAAAAAAAUUUUUUGAGGUCGGGGGGAUUUUUUUGAAAAAAAUUUGGCCGAUCCGUAAAAUGGUUCAAAAUUCAUAUUUUUCGACGUUCAAAAAAGCAUUCUGCUCGUAAUUCAAUGAUCUUUCCAGUGGUAAAACGAUCCAUAAUUCAUUCUUUAAUCUGGAAUAAUUAUAUUUUUAAAAAUUGAAAAAAUGAUGAAAUUUCGGUUAAAAUCAUCAUUUUCGACCCUAGGGAGUCAAAAGCGCACUUUUUAACUGCGUGCAAUCGCUUCCUUUCGCAAUUUUAGCCCCGGGGGCGUAUGUUAAAAAUUAAACGCGGAACCUUGACCUCAUCCAGAUCGGUGAAAAGCGCCCACUAAAACAUUUGUAGGUGCAUGUUGUGAAGAGAUCACUUGAAACGCUUGAAUUUGCUGAUCUAAGAGUCACAGGUUCAAUUCCCGGUGGCGGCUUUUUUUAAAAAGUGGUUUUUUGUUCGAAAACCCAUUCAGAUAGAUACAAAUGUCAUGUCCUAAAGACAAUAUACUAAAGGAUACAAGAGAAUAAUACAGUGCAUUUUAUAAUAAUAGAUUUGCCUUCUAUAUUGAUAACAUUGUCUAAACCAUCAGUUAUUGAAGCAAACUGAGUCAAAAAUUGACACGUACGCACAAAAUCAGGCAGGUAAACUCAUUUUCCUAUAAAAUAACCAAAUAUAAAAACAUAUCUGGCCGAUGUUCAAAAAUUAAAAAAAAUUAGUGUUUCAAAAUGAGAGAUUCACCUUUUUUGUAAUGAAAGAAGAUGAUCAAAUAUCGAUAAAUAAUGGAAAACAACACAUUUUUGUACUGGCAUGAUGAUCUUAAUGGUAAAUCUUCAAAUCGUGAAAAUUCAAAUGUCUAUGUCGGAAAUUAAAGCAAAUGAUGCCCUGUUAACUUCAAAUGUAUUUUUGCGUACAUUCUUUAUUUCGCAAACAAAAAUCGUGAUCCUAUUGAACACCAAAUUUUUUGUAAUUUUUGAACAUCGGUCAGAUAUCUUUCUAUAUUUGGUUAUUUCAUAUGAAAAUGAGUUUACCUGCCUGAUUUUGUGCGUACGUGUCAAUUUUUGACUCAGUUUGCUUCAAUAACUGAUGGUUCAGACAAUGUUAUCAAUAUAGAAGGCAAAUCUAUUAUUAUAAAAUGCACUGUAUUAUUCUCUUGUAUCCUUUAGUAUAUUGUCUUUAGGACAUGACAUUUGUAUCUAUCUGAAUGGGUUUUCGAACAAGAAACCACUUUUUAAAAAAAACCGCCACAGGGAAUUGAACCUGUGACUCUUAGAUUAGCAAAUUCAAGCGUUUCAAGUGAUCUCUUCACAACAUGCACCUACAAAUGUUUUAGUGGGCGCUUUUCACCGAUCUGGAUGAAGUCAAGGUUCCGCGUUUAAUUUUUAAACAUACGCCCCCGGGGCUAAAAUUGCGAAAGGAAGCGAUUGCACGCAGUUAAAAAGUGCGCUUUUGACUCCUAAGGUCGAAAAUGAUGAUUUUAACCAAAAAUUUAUCAUUUUUUCAAUUUUUGAAAAUAUAAUUAUUUCAAAUUAGAGAAUGAAUUAUGGAUCGUUUUACCACUGGAAAGAUCAUUGAAUUACGAGCAGAAUGCUUUUUUGAACGUCGAAAAAUAUGAAUUUUGAACCAUUUUACGGAUCGGCCAAAUUUUUUUCAAAAAAAUCCCCCGACCUCAAAAAAUUUUUUUGCGCCAUUUCACUUUAUUUUCCAACUCUAUAGGCUUGGGGCAUCAUUUUACCAAAAAUAGACCCAAAUCGAAGAUCAUCACUUUUUUUGUUCUUCGUAUUUCGAGAAAUUACAAAUAACGUCUCUUAAAAGUUUCAUGAAAUAAUAUUUCAAAAUGUUUUUUUUUUGAAAAGUACAUUUCCAUAAACAAUGUACUUGAGAUUGAAAUUUUCCGCGUUUCGAUUUCUUUUUCAUUUUACCUGAUCAUUCAUUGAUAAGGUACUGUAUGUAUGAUAAUCGAAUUCAACAAAGGCAACAUUUAUUUAUUAGAUUGCACUUUUUGUUUCAACAAAUGAAAUAUUACCCUUGUUUUUUGUUGCUUCUUUUUCUUUUUCGUAUUUUCCUGUCCAUUUUUUCUUUCUGUUUCCAUAGAAAUUCAUUUAUUCUGUUAUUUAUUAUUGUUCAAAAAACUAUUUUCUUUUUUCCCAUUUUCUCCUCCUUCAUUCUGGGAAAAGAUCUAAAAAAAUUAUAUAAGUUUUUUGCAACACAAAAUGUUUACUCUCGCAACGUUUACCCAGAACAUAAAAAAACGCCGAUUUGGUUUUUUUUACAUGAGAAAUGUGAACACUGGUGAAAUUGCGAAAUUUUUUUCAUUCUCAUUCUCAUUUCGAAAAGGUAUGUGUCAUUGAUUUUUCAGUUUUUCUCUGUCAUUUUGUUUGUUGAUGAGUUUUUUCGAGAUUCUCUUUAUUUCUCGCAUUUUAGUUGAGACAGAUGUGAGAUUUUAUUGAUUUAUAGAGAACAUUUGAAAUGGGAAAGUUUAUUUAUUUUCAUUGGAAUUUCUUUGUUUUGAAGCUUCUGAUGGAAGUGCUUUCGAAAUAAAAUAUUUGUAGGUCCCGAAUAAAAUCUAAAAGAUUUCCUUUCCCAUGAUUUAUCUGAAAGUUUAAACGUUUUAAGUUAAAAUCUAGAGUACCCUGAAUCACUGAGGUUUGAACUCAUCAUUUUUGUUUGAAGAAGCUUUUCGGUGUUUUGUUUAUUUGUUCACUCCACACAUUUUUUGUUCGAAAUCACUCUAACAGAAGAUUAUCAGUUGUUCCACAUUCACUUUUCACUAUCACAAAUAUACAGAGAAAAAUGAAAUUUUAUCACGUAUUUUAUGGCAUGUAAAUUAGUCCCCUCUGCGCGCGCGAAAUAUCUCACAUUUCAUUUCGUUUUGAACAACGAAAAUAGAAACACGAUAAAAUAUAAACACAUAAACAAUCAAUCACCUGACCAUUACAAAACUACAGUAUCUAUCUCGCUCCCCUCACUUGCGCACAUCAAUUUUCAAUUUCAUUGAAAAUAAAUAUUAUGAUAUGCUUAUCAUUUCGAAAUCUUUCUUCUUCUUCUUCUUUUACUUGUUUUGGGUUGCCACCUGUGAGAGGCGGCAAAAGGUGGUGACAAGAAAAAAUGAAUGAAAUAAAUUCACUCCUAUCUUCUCUUUUUUCUCGCAAUUAUUUUUCAGAUUUUUUUCGGCCUGACCUUCAGAAGCUAAUUCAAGGCCACCCGAAAUUCUCUCGCUCGAUGAACAAAGUUUUUUUUGUUGUUGGGUUGUUGUUUUAUGUUGUGUUAUUUUUUUUUGUUGAUUCAGGGCCGUUCCGUUUUUGUGUAGGUGGAGAUAGAAGUGUUUUUGUCUUUUGAUCCGAAAAAAAAGGAAUCAUAAAAUUGUCAUAAAUAUUCAUUUUUAAUUCGCAAUAAACUGUGAGAAUGCACUUUUUGAUUGAUAUAUAAGAAUCUGAAGAAAAAAUGAUCUGACCUUUGACAAAUUCAUUUUAUUUUCAAAAACGCUAGAUAGAUUGAACGUCUUGUGCCUUUGUCAAGUUUUUUGUAACAGCUGUCAAAAGAAAUUCCUUUCGAUUUUUCGAAAAAAAAAUGAAUCCUCAAUCUUAUCAGAAGAAAACUUUUCGCUUGUGUUCAAAUUUAAUUUGAUAAAACAAAAAAAUGUUGCCAAAAACGUUUUAUAGAUUCCACGCCCAGCUAGUUUUUUUUUAGAAAUUUGCACAAUAAAAUUUUUAACUUUUUGCUCUUAUCAGCAAACUCAUUAAGAGUUCUUUUGUGCUGCAUUUUUUGACAGUUUCCAAAUUUUUUAGUGUUUGAAUCAUCAUUUCCGGAUAUUGAUUUUGACUUCGACAUAGUUUGAAUUCGGAAUCCGGGGGGCACAAAAAAUCAACCAUUCGAGAACAAAUUAUGCAACAAACAUGCCACAUCCCGCGGCCAAAAAAAAUUGUUUUGUAAUUCAAUUAUGUGUGGAAAAAUCAAUGAUCGAAAAAAACGUUUCGAAAAAUUUCCACAACAAAACAACAAUGUCCUUUUUAACCGAUAGAAAAAGUGCAACUGCCUUUCGCUAACCAAAAACAACGUUGUUUUUCUGUUUUUUCAACGACACUCACACACAAAAUGUGAAUCUUUUCACGUGGUGUUUCUCUUUUUCUCUCUCCAAUUUCCCUUUAGUCUCUCUCUCUCAGCCUCAUUCAUUUUUGCUAUUGAGCUAACCCCAGAACCUUCUAUUUCUUCUUCUUCUUCUUUUUUCUCUUCAUCUUUUUCUCUUUUCUCAAUAUUCUGCCGUGUGCCCCCCUCCCUCCCCAACAGCAUUUUUCGCGCCAAAAAAGACGUUCACUUCUUUUUUCGCUGUUUUCUCUUUUUUUUCUCUAUAUGUCUUUUUUAGCCCCAUACAUACAUACAUAAAUAUGUUUGUUGGGGCACUGCGCAAGAAAGAAAGAGAAAAAAGUUGUUGUGUUUUUUUUGUUGAGUAAGUGAGGGAAUACUGUAGGUCGCGGGUCCACCUGGGGUAUGCAGAUGGUCGAGCAAAAUAACCAGAUGUGCCUAAAUUUUGAGGAAAAAAAAAAAUUGAAAAUAUUUUUUUUGAUAGAUGCAGGUGCAUACGAGUAUUUAAGGAAAGUUCACGGUCAUCAAAUUCAUUUUCUUUUCGAAUUUUCUUUUGAGAGAGGAGAUACUGUAGGCACCCUAGAACAUCCAAUUUCUGAUUCUCUAAGAGAACUUAGAAGGUUCUUAUUUUCCUAAUUCUAUCAUGCCUAGAAACCGGAGUCAGGAUUCUUGGCAUUCGGAAUAACUUAGAAAUAGUUCAUUAAUUUUCCAAGCAUACAAUCCAGGGUUUCUUCUCACAUUCCCUCCGAUUCUCAAUUUUAUAACAGUUUGAUUUCAGGGCUUCAAACACUUCAUACUUUUUUUUGAAAUUGAAAGGUCAAAAACCUGAAAUUUGAAACUCCUCUACCCAAUCUCAAAAAAUGUUCCAUAUUGAACACUUCCUUUCGAGCCAAGCCAAGCCAAUUUCAAUAUUAUUUUGUCUUUCUCUUUUUAUUUCAUCAUCCUGCUGUGUAAUCGAUAUAUAUAUAUGUACAGCUUCUUCUCUCAAAAAUUUCUCUGUUUUUCCCAGAGUUUUUCAGUCUGCACAAUAACAAAACAACACAACAAAAAAUAAAUGGGUGAUUAAAGAAAACCUGACAAAUAUUUGUUGUGUUCCUUCCUUACCUUUUCAUUUUUUGCUGAUUUCACUCGUAAAAGAAACUUUUUUUGCCCACCUUCGUUUUUUUUUCUUUCCCGCUGGGGAACAUAGUCAAAACCCACUUGAAGCUCCGCCCAUUUUUUCUUGUUUCUCUCUCGUCGCCUGUCGUGUUGCGGUCAGCGCGAUGAUUUUUUUGUUUCGCUCUGGGCCUAAAAUAUUUUAGGUAACUCUACAACUUUUGAUUAAUUGCGUUUUUUUUCCAGCUGAUUUACGUUUUUGUGAAUCCGCCCAGUGAAUCGCCGAAAUCCACGAAGUUGUGUUGA